Molecule: messenger RNA, 7788 nt
Organism: Nycticebus coucang (slow loris)
Lineage: Eukaryota; Metazoa; Chordata; Mammalia; Primates; Lorisidae
Gene: CACNA2D1
Product: calcium voltage-gated channel auxiliary subunit alpha2delta 1
Exons: 39
Coding region: 490-3801 (1103 amino acids)
Cellular component (GO): L-type voltage-gated calcium channel complex
Molecular function (GO): voltage-gated calcium channel activity
Source: RefSeq, a predicted model, not a curated record
AGAAGCCAGACGGAGCUUCUCUCUUCCACAAGUCUCUCUGCCUGCCAUCCCCCCAUCCCUGCAUCCGCCCCCACCCCUCCCCAGCGCCGUCACCCCUCCUCCGCCCCCGCCUCCGCCUCCCCCUUCCCCUCAGCAAUCAGGGGAAUAAAUCUGGGAGCAAACCCAGAGAGAAAGCGAGAGAGAGCGCGCCAGCGCCGGCGGGCUCGCCCAGGUCUGUUUCCAAAGUCGCCCUUGAUGGCGGCGGAGGCGAGGCAGCCGCGGCGCGGAGCAGCGGCCGCGCGCUAGAGGGUCCGCCCGCCACCGCCCCUGCCCCGGCGCCGGCCUGGUCCCCGCCGCCCCCCGCGCCCUCCCGGCUCCGGCCCCGCGCGCCGGCCCUCCAGACGCCCGCGGCCGGGCAGCAGCCUGGGCCCCGUCCCCUCCGCGCGCGGGCUCCUGCGCCGAUCCUUCCCCGGAUUGGGGAGGAAGGGGGAUUGAUCUUCGAUCGCGAAGAUGGCUGCUGGCUGCCUGCUGGCUUUGACUCUGACACUUUUCCAAUCUUUGCUGAUCGGCCCCUCGUCGGAGGAGCCCUUCCCUUCUGCCGCCACCAUCAAGUCAUGGGUGGAUAAGAUGCAAGAAGACCUUGUCACACUGGCAAAAACAGCAAGUGGAGUCACUCAGCUCGCUGAUAUUUAUGACAAAUACCAAGAUUUGUAUACUGUGGAACCAAAUAACGCACGUCAGCUGGUGGAAAUUGCAGCCAGGGAUAUUGAGAAACUGCUAAGCAACAGAUCCAAAGCCCUAGUGCGCCUGGCUUUGGAAGCAGAGAAAGUUCAAGCAGCCCACCAGUGGAGAGAAGAUUUUGCAAGCAAUGAAGUUGUCUACUACAAUGCAAAGGAUGAUCUUGAUCCUGAAAAAAAUGACAGUGAGCCAGGCAGCCAGCGGAUAAAACCUGUGUUUAUUGAGGAUGCUAAUUUUGGACGACAAAUAUCUUAUCAGCAUGCAGCAGUCCAUAUCCCGACUGACAUCUAUGAAGGCUCGACAAUUGUGUUAAAUGAACUAAACUGGACAAGUGCCUUAGAUGAAGUUUUCAAAAAGAAUCGAGAGGAAGACCCUUCAUUGCUGUGGCAGGUGUUCGGCAGUGCCACCGGCCUGGCUCGGUACUAUCCAGCUUCUCCAUGGGUUGAUAAUAGUAGAACUCCAAAUAAGAUUGAUCUUUAUGAUGUACGCAGAAGACCAUGGUACAUCCAAGGAGCUGCAUCUCCUAAAGACAUGCUUAUCCUGGUUGAUGUGAGUGGAAGUGUCAGCGGGUUGACGCUCAAACUGAUACGAACAUCUGUCUCAGAAAUGUUAGAAACCCUCUCAGACGAUGAUUUCGUGAAUGUCGCUUCAUUUAACAGCAAUGCUCAGGAUGUAAGCUGUUUUCAACACCUUGUCCAAGCAAAUGUAAGAAAUAAGAAAGUGUUGAAAGAUGCAGUAAAUAAUAUCACGGCAAAAGGAAUCACAGAUUAUAAGAAGGGCUUUAGUUUUGCUUUUGAACAGCUGCUUAAUUAUAAUGUUUCCAGAGCCAACUGCAAUAAGAUAAUUAUGUUGUUUACGGAUGGAGGAGAAGAGAGAGCCCAGGAGAUAUUUGCCAAAUACAAUAAAGACAAAAAGGUGCGGGUAUUCACGUUUUCCGUUGGUCAGCAUAAUUAUGACAGAGGACCUAUUCAGUGGAUGGCCUGUGAAAAUAAAGGUUAUUAUUAUGAAAUUCCUUCCAUUGGAGCAAUAAGAAUCAAUACUCAGGAAUAUUUGGAUGUUUUGGGAAGACCCAUGGUUUUAGCCGGAGACAAAGCCAAGCAAGUCCAGUGGACAAAUGUGUACCUCGACGCACUGGAACUGGGACUUGUCAUUACUGGAACUCUUCCAGUCUUCAACAUAACCGGCCAAUUUGAAAAUAAGACAAACUUAAAGAACCAGCUGAUUCUUGGCGUGAUGGGAGUUGAUGUGUCUUUGGAAGACAUUAAAAGACUAACACCACGUUUUACACUGUGUCCCAAUGGCUAUUAUUUUGCAAUCGAUCCUAAUGGUUAUGUUUUAUUACAUCCAAAUCUCCAGCCAAAGCCUAUUGGUGUAGGUAUACCAACAAUUAAUUUAAGGAAAAGGAGACCCAAUGUUCAGAACCCCAAAUCUCAGGAGCCAGUGACACUGGAUUUCCUUGAUGCAGAGUUAGAGAAUGAUAUUAAAGUGGAGAUUCGAAAUAAAAUGAUAGAUGGAGAAAGUGGAGAAAAAACCUUCCGAACUCUGGUUAAAUCUCAAGAUGAGAGAUAUAUUGACAAAGGAAAUAGGACAUAUACGUGGACACCUGUCAAUGGCACAGAUUACAGUUUGGCCUUGGUAUUACCAACCUACAGUUUUUACUAUAUAAAAGCCAAAAUAGAAGAGACAAUAACUCAGGCCAGAUAUUCAGAAACCCUGAAGCCAGAUAAUUUUGAAGAAUCUGGCUAUACAUUUAUAGCACCGAGAGAUUACUGCAGUGAUCUUAAAAUAUCAGAUAAUAACACUGAAUUUCUUUUGAAUUUCAAUGAGUUCAUUGAUAGAAAAACUCCCAACAACCCAUCCUGUAACACAGAUUUGAUUAAUAGAAUCUUGCUGGAUGCAGGCUUUACAAACGAACUCGUCCAAAAUUACUGGAGUAAGCAGAAAAAUAUCAAAGGAGUAAAAGCAAGAUUUGUUGUGACUGAUGGUGGGAUUACCAGAGUUUAUCCUAAAGAAGCCGGAGAAAAUUGGCAAGAAAACCCAGAGACAUAUGAGGACAGCUUCUAUAAAAGGAGCCUAGAUAAUGAUAACUAUGUUUUCACUGCUCCCUACUUUAACAAAAGUGGACCUGGUGCCUAUGAAUCUGGCAUUAUGGUAAGCAAAGCUGUAGAAAUAUAUAUCCAAGGGAAACUUCUUAAACCUGCAGUUGUUGGAAUUAAAAUUGAUGUAAAUUCCUGGAUAGAGAAUUUCACCAAAACCACAACCAGGGAUCCGUGUGCUGGUCCAGUUUGUGACUGCAAAAGAAAUAGCGAUGUAAUGGAUUGUGUAAUUCUAGAUGAUGGUGGAUUUCUUUUAAUGGCAAAUCACGAUGAUUAUACUAAUCAGAUUGGAAGAUUUUUUGGAGAGAUUGAUCCAAGCUUGAUGCGAUACCUGGUGAAUAUAUCAGUUUACGCUUUUAACAAAUCUUAUGACUAUCAGUCAGUAUGUGAGCCCGGGGCCGCACCAAAACAAGGAGCAGGACAUCGCUCAGCGUAUGUGCCAUCAAUAGCAGACAUAUUACAGAUUGGCUGGUGGGCUACUGCUGCUGCCUGGUCUAUCGUACAGCAGCUUCUCUUGAGUUUGACCUUUCCAAGAUUCCUUGAAGCAGUUGAGAUGGAAGAUGAUGACUUUACGACCUCCCUGUCAAAACAGAGCUGUAUUACUGAACAGACCCAAUAUUUCUUCGAUAAUGAUAGUAAAUCAUUCAGUGGUGUAUUAGACUGUGGAAACUGUUCCAGAAUCUUUCAUGUGGAAAAGAUUAUGAACACCAACUUAGUAUUCAUAAUUGUUGAAAGCAAAGGGACUUGCACCUGUGACACACGACUGCUCAUACAGGCGGAGCAGACUUCUGACGGUCCAAAUCCUUGUGAUAUGGUUAAGCAACCCAGAUACAGAAAAGGGCCUGACGUCUGCUUUGAUAACAAUGUCUUGGAGGAUUAUACCGACUGUGGCGGUGUUUCUGGAUUAAAUCCCUCCCUGUGGUCUGUCCUUGGAAUCCAGUUUGUACUACUUUGGCUGGUAUCUGGCAGCAGACACUGCCUAUUAUGACCUCCUACAACCAAAUCUACAUAAUUAAACUCCAGACCCUGCCAAAACAUGACCCCUCAAUUACACUAAAAUAGGGUCAACUGUCGAAUCAGCAAAACAUUUGCUGGGCCUAUACCAUGGCAUAAUACCAAGGCGCUGACUCAUGAGGCACCCCCUGGCUGCAUGUCAGGGUGUCAGAUCCUUAAAUGUGUGUGAAUGCUGCAGCUCCUAUGUAUACCAUCAAAGCAAAAUCCUACAUGUGCUCUACUGGGAAAUUUGACAGUUCAUUGUUGCAUUGUUGGUGAUUAUACGUAUAAGGGCUCCCCAUACAAUUGUUUAUGAGUCAUAAGAAAUGUCUUGAUUUCGAGCUGGAAUUUUGACUUGCUGCAAUUUUAUCAAGAAUAUCUCUAGGGGAGAAAAAAAGUUAUUUUUACCUUCUCUCAUCCUUCUGUUAAAAGUUAAUUCUUCUUUUGAAUAGUUAUUAUUGAAAAUAUAUAUAGAGAGAGAGCGUGUGUGUGUGAGAAUUAACAUUGGUCUAAAUUGUUGAAAUACAAAUAAUGGCUGAUUUUCUACAAAAAAAAAUUGCCAUUAAUAAAAUGCCUUAUGAAGAACGGCUUCUCUGCCAAGGACAAAACACAAUUGAUGACCAAUUAAAUUUUGGUGGGGUAAAUUAAUGGCUUAAAGAUAAUAACCAAGGAACUAUUAAACUAAAGGUGCUUGAGGGUGAAAUUUGAAUAUGUGACAUAUUUCUCAUAAAUGUAAGCAAGCCCUUCAAUGCUUUGAUGUGCUGUUCCUUCUGUUCACAGUACAGUUAUGUAGUGCUAGCCAGAUAUUUUACAAUGCUCUACGAAAAGCUUGUUGGGGGGAGGGGGAAAUGUCUUUCUUGUGAUAAAUGAACUUUGGUUAUCAAGGGUAUUCUGCAUGAUGCUGCUGCUAUUUUAACUUUUCAGUUUGUUUUUCUCUUUCUGUAGAGUGUAGUCCAUUGAAAAGUUAACCGAGUGACAUUAUUGUUAUGUAAGAAUCUGAACCUUGCAGUGUAAAUGCACUUAAGUCAUCUUUUAAAAUGUUGUUAAAAUACUCUGAAUAUACUGUACAAUGUAAAUGUUGAAUGAUUGGGGUUAGAUUAUGGUGAAAUGAGAAUUAAUGGAUUUUAUACAGAUUCUGUGCUUUCGCCUGAAAACCUAUGUACAGAUAUUUUAAGUACAUAAAUCAGAUUUGACACAUUUAUUUUUUGAAAAGUACAUAUAUGUUCUCAGUGAAGAUUCAUCCUAGGUUUCCUCUUUGUUCGUUUCAUGAGUAGCACACACAAUCCAGAAGUUUCUGCUACUGCUGUUUUAUCCCUCUAUUUUAAAUGUUAUGAUCAUUUCACCAAAAUUUCUAUCCAAUUUGAUGAGGGUUUUACAAUAAUCUGAACAAAUAGGAAACCUUGAAUCUAUAUGUAUGCACAUGAAUACUUGAUUGUGAAUAAUAAAAAUUGUUUUUAUACAGCCUCAUUGGUGAAAAUAAUUAGCGUAAUAAAUCAAAUAUUUCAUUAUAGAUUAAUAUGGUAGCAGAAUAUUAUUUAUGCUUCUAAAAAUUAUUUUAAGAAGUAAACAGUAUUUGAAGAAAGGGUAGAAACCAUGAAUGUGUAACUCCAGGGAUAUGAAAAAUUUUAGUGAAGGCUGAAAGUAUGUAGAUAUUUUUUAUGGCAAUAUGCAUUUUUCUUUUUUUGAACAUGCCAAAUAUGGGUGUGUGUGUGUAUAUGCUGGAAAUUUUAUUACAUACCAGUUUUAAGUCAAAAUUAUUAACAUUAUCCAGCAUGCUUUAAUACACUCCACAAUGUUAUCAAAGAUAUAACCAAUUCUUUAGAAUAAUUUAAAAGAUAAAAUUUGUUUUGUCUUUAGCUUUGCAUACAUUUGUAAUUUCCUUCCAUCACCACAUAGCCUAGGUACCUUUGUCUAUGUUUUCUUAUUUAAGAUUUUUUUAAUUUGGAAUAGGGGGAGGGGGAAAUGGAAUCACUUUGCGAACUAUUGUUCUAAGAAUUGACAUCAGUUACCAUUUCUAAUGCAUUGUUGUGAUUUUGUAGUGUCAUUCAUAAUUGACAUUUUAGAAAACACCAAAGUGAUUUAAAAAAUACGGAACUUCUCUAGUAACAAAUGUUUAAAUUAUGUUGUUUUUUAAUUAGAUAUUUAAAACUUACUAACUUUUGCUAGACUAUUUUAAAUCAUGAAAGUGUUGGGAAAGGGAUAUUAAACUAUAAAAUUGUUAGUUUGUGUAUAUAAAAGACACAUUAACACACAUGUUGACUUGCUUCCAGCAUACAACAAACUACCUUAAAAUUACAUUUCAAAACUAUUAAAUAUAUUUUCGUGGCUAAUGUCAGUUAUUUGUUUUCAUCAACAUUAUUGUUGUAUUAAUCACAAUUAAACUUGGCAUCUCUGGGCAGGGUCCUAUUUAAUUUCUGUUGCCAUCGCUACAUAUUUACACGCAUGAGUCUUGCUAUGGCCCUUUGUUUUCUUAUAAAUAGGGUUACAUAUUAUGACAGCCACGUAACAUAAUAAUAAAUUGGGUAAGAACUUGCUCUCUAACUAAAAAUUGUUUUCAUGACUGAUACAAGUUUUCAUACUUUUAGUAUACAUUUUUUAAAAACAAUAACACUCAUCCCAUCAAAUUGUUAUAUUAAAUUUACUACUUCUCUAUGGGUUUUGUUGACAAAUAUUGAAAUUAUAGCCUGUUAAGAAUAUUGAUUUCCAAAGACUAAACAGUACAAUGGAUCAAUAAAAAAGCUUAGAAACUGUUUUUAUUAUUUAAUUUUUGCUGUACUCAUGUAGCUUAAUGUAGCUUGUCACUAAAACAAAGUCAAAAUUAGUCUGGCGUUAGUGUGGAGUAACCGGAGGGAAUUUCGCAUUAAUGGUUUAUUUAUUUAUUUUUUCUUCAUUUAAACAACCAGCAUUACUGCCAAACACCAGUCGUGGUCCAUAUUUGUACCAGGUUUUUAACAUUGACAUAGUUAGCAAGUUUGAUUGAAGAGAUUUUUAGGUCCUGGGCCUAUAAGAUUUUAGUAAGAUCUUUUUUCAUGUUUCUAAUGCUUGAGGCGUUAUUGCUUAACUUGGAAAAAAAACACAACAGUGUUGCCGCCAUUUGUAAGUUUUCCUAAAUAUUCCUUUUAUUAACUUUAAAACUGGCCUUAUGGGGUUCAAAUAGGCAGUAUCCCUUUUAAGUGACCUUUGCAACCCAAGUGUUACUUGCUUAUUUGAUGCUCUCUAAUAUUUCACAUCUCAUUUCAGUCUCUGUCUCCACCAAAGCUUAAAUUUUGUCUUAAUUUGAAACUCUUCAGCUAUUUCAUUGAUCAUGUUAGUUGACAUUAAAAUGUUUAAUGAUAUAGUCUAACCUAGUGAAACAAAAUGGAUGUUGUGACUUUUUUAAAGUGUGAAAUAGAAUGGCUAUUUCACUUGCCAAGAAUGUUAAAUAUUCUAUUAUUAUCUGAAACUUGUGUUGUUUCCCAUAGCAGAAUGUUAAUAUUGUUAAUAUUCAGUGUACAUUGCUGUAAAGAGCAAAUCCAUAAAACAAGCUAUCAAGUGUUGAAAAUUUCCAAAAUUGUGAGGAUGUAGACAACUCUUACCAAUAGCUUCAUUACCUUAUUUCUAGUUCACAUAAUUAUCUCAAAGAAAUUCCUCUAACAGGAUACUGUCUUGUAUAGAUGCCAUGGAGUUUCUAAUGUGACUUGGUGAAGCUGUCUUUUUUGUUGUGCUGUAUGAUUGUUGGGUCAUGCUUUUCAGGAUACUUUUAUUGAAACACUCAGUGUGCGUCCAUGCAAAAGGCCAAAUGGCUUUUGUGAACAAUAGAUCUUUUCUCCCCCUUAUUAUGUUCUCUUGACUCUUUUGUGAAAAUUAACUGGCCUGAUAAAAAAAACAUUUUGUAAAAAUUUGUAUAAUACUGUUAUAAAAAUAUUUAUAAUCCCAGAAGAUGUUGUGUUAAAUCUUGUGCAAAAACAGUAUAUUCAGAAUAAAAGUUUAUCAUUUAAAGUCA